Haemonchus placei is the source of this 285-nucleotide messenger RNA. The record is from the annotation of a GenBank genome assembly. Lineage: Eukaryota; Metazoa; Nematoda; Chromadorea; Rhabditida; Trichostrongylidae.
AUGUUCAUGGCCAAGUGCCUGUUGAAGGGGACAUCAACACUGCCGCCACGUCUGCUGUCGCACGUUCUAAGGAGCAGUGUUCCUCCGGUUUCGAAACCGGGUGCUGCUCCCAUGACUACUCCUCUCGGUCAGCCCGAUGACGUCGUACCUGAUCUUGCUAUCUUGUACCUGGACAUCUUCUGCCGAGUCUUCUAUCCACUGAGCUUUCUCCUGUUUCUAAUCAUGUAUUAUUUUGUGUUCACUGAAGGACGACAAGACGACUGCAUCAAUCGACGAACGCGGUAG